Echinostoma caproni is the source of this 921-nucleotide messenger RNA. The record is from the annotation of a GenBank genome assembly. NCBI's taxonomy places the organism in Eukaryota, Metazoa, Platyhelminthes, Trematoda, Plagiorchiida, Echinostomatidae.
AUGCCGUCAAUUUUGGCCAAUAUCAGUCGCCUGCUGAUCAACGGUGAAAUACUUAGAAAAGGAUUCUUGUCGUUGAAAAACCUGGAAUUCAGCACCAGUACUCGAUUCGAAGUGUCGGACAAACGCCUACAGGAUUUCUUUAGUAAUCCGAAAAUUCAUAAUCUACUUCGCCUUAUAACCUACCGAAAUGUGGAGGCUGCUCAUAAACCACGUUUUCGCCGUUUACAUGAAGACAGCAUCAAGAUGUUGAGUGAAAAAGAGUUGGAAGCGGUACAAGUGUUUAGCUCCGCGUUUACUUCACAAAGGCUUCAGAUGCCCCCAGUCUUAGCUGCACGAAAUGACAACGAUACUGGUCGAUUAAUUAGUUCGGAUCGGGGUUUACAGGGUUUGCUCCCCAGUAAUUAUCGAUUAGUGUUCACGGACAUCAGCCUGGGUCGCACCAGAAGAAAUCGACUCAUUGUUAUUCGGGAGCCCAACGGAGAUCUGCGACAUGCGUCGAUGGCCGAACGUGACAGGAUCAAUAGUGUCUAUUUUCCUUUGCCUGGCCGGCGGCUUCGUACUCCCCUUAUGUUUUCACCAGAGUAUCUCCAAGGUAUGCUUGAACGGCGUCAGUUCCUCUACAUCUUAGAUAGAGCGUGUGCCCAGUUUGAACCGGAUGAUCCUCAAUAUAUUCGUGUGUGCCAUGCCGUCUAUGAUGCUGUCAACCAACUAGCUUGGACCCCAAUACACACGGAUUUGGACGAAUUAAAUCCGUUACGGAGCCUGCGUCACACUCGUCACUUCGGCCCAAUGGUGUUGUAUAUGAUCCUGUUCGUGGACAACGACCCACUUAGUGAUCCUCAUCGACGUCUCUUGAAGCAACAGAUCCAUUUGUGUCGGGAGGGUCUAAACGCGAAUGAAACAUUGAGAACAGUCAAUUGA